CAGCUGCUAACAUUAGUCUUUCACUAAAUUUAUCUGCUGCAGUUUUUGCACCUUACCGCAAAACAAAAUCAAGAAAAUAUUUUAAGAAAUUCAAAUUAUUUGAUUAGAAUAUAUUAACCUACGCUAAACACAGUUUAAUUCCUGAUUCUUAUAUUUGUAUUAAAAUUUGUGCAAUUUAAGCAGCACACGGGAAAAGAAAAAGCGCGCCGAUUAGUCGUCUCAUCUUUGUCCACAGAAGUCUUUGGCCCGUGCGCGUACAGUCAGCAUGGCUAAGGUGCACAUCACAAAUGUUGUUGUGCUCGACAACCCGAGCAGCUUUUUCAACCCAUUUCAAUUCGAGCUGACAUUCGAAUGCAUUGAAGAGCUCAAAGAGGAUCUCGAAUGGAAAAUGAUUUACGUCGGCUCCGCAGAAUCUGAGGAGUAUGAUCAAGUGCUGGACACUAUUUACGUUGGCCCGGUGCCCGAGGGUCGUCACAUAUUCGUCUUCCAGGCCGAUCCGCCAGACGUUAGCAAAAUUCCCGAACCAGAUGCAGUUGGUGUCACAAUUGUUCUGCUGACCUGCUCAUAUCGUGGGCAGGAAUUCGUGCGUGUCGGAUAUUAUGUGAACAACGACUAUGCCGAUCAAGAGAUGCGCGAGAAUCCACCACCGAAACCGCUCUUCGACAAGCUCACACGCAACAUCUUGGCCAGCAAGCCGCGAGUCACACGCUUCAAAAUCAACUGGGAUGACGGUCACAGCAGCAGCAAUGGCAACGGGCAUGAGAAUGGACACGAGGGGCACAUGAUGCACGACGACGGGCCGUCCACAUCGGCGGCGCAUCAUGAAGCGGCCAUGGAUGACAACAGCCUGGCCAUGCCGGUAGAAAAUGGUGUUAAAGCGCUCAAUGAGAACUCAAAUUCGCUUGCCAUGGAAUGUUGAGGUACCAGCAAUCACACAUGCAUACAUACACACACACACACACCAACUCAAAAAUAUAAAUACACUCACAGUGGCGCAGACUUAUAAGCUCCCUCCCGCCCAACCAACCUACUGGUCCCAUUAAUUAAGUACUGUAAUUUAAACCUUAUCGCUGUUAAAUAAAUUUAAAUUAUCUCUUAA
This is a messenger RNA of Drosophila mojavensis, 1099 nucleotides long. RefSeq names its product histone chaperone asf1 (gene asf1). Gene Ontology annotation, biological process: DNA replication-dependent chromatin assembly. NCBI's taxonomy places the organism in Eukaryota, Metazoa, Arthropoda, Insecta, Diptera, Drosophilidae. The transcript has a single exon. Gene Ontology annotation, molecular function: histone binding. Bases 266 to 919 code for a protein of 217 amino acids. Gene Ontology annotation, cellular component: nucleus. The record is from RefSeq and is a predicted model, not a curated record.